Molecule: messenger RNA, 2930 nt
Organism: Melanotaenia boesemani (Boeseman's rainbowfish)
Lineage: Eukaryota; Metazoa; Chordata; Actinopteri; Atheriniformes; Melanotaeniidae
Gene: nek8
Product: NIMA-related kinase 8
Exons: 15
Coding region: 45-2210 (721 amino acids)
Biological process (GO): protein phosphorylation
Molecular function (GO): ATP binding; protein kinase activity
Source: RefSeq, a predicted model, not a curated record
GAUGGGUUGCCUGGAGACGUCGGAAACGUUUGUCCGUAGCAGCGAUGGAAAAGUAUGAGAAAAUCAAAGUUGUUGGGAGAGGAGCUUUCGGGAUUGUUCACCUGUGCCGGAGGCGUAGUGACGGGGCUUUUGUCAUCCUGAAGGAGAUCCCGGUGGAGCAGAUGUCACGAGAUGAACGCCUGGCAGCUCAGAAUGAGUGUCAAGUGCUUAAACUGCUCAACCAUCCAAACAUAAUUGAGUACUAUGAAAACUUCCUGGAAGACAAGGCACUCAUGAUAGCAAUGGAGUAUGCACCAGGUGGAACCCUGGCUGACUACAUACAGAAGCGCUGUAACUCCCUCCUGGAUGAGGAUACCAUUCUUCACUUCUUUGUGCAGAUCUUGCUUGCUCUGUACCACGUGCACAACAAACUCAUCCUGCACCGCGACCUCAAGACUCAGAAUAUUCUUCUCGACAAGCACCAGAUGAUCGUCAAAAUUGGCGACUUUGGAAUCUCUAAAAUCCUUGUCAGCAAGAGCAAAGCUUACACAGUGGUUGGGACUCCUUGCUAUAUCUCACCGGAGCUGUGUGAGGGAAAACCAUAUAAUCAAAAGAGUGACAUCUGGGCUUUGGGCUGUGUGCUGUACGAGUUAGCGAGCCUCAAAAGAGCCUUUGAAGCUGCUAAUCUACCUGCCCUCGUUUUGAAAAUCAUGAGCGGCACCUUUGCUCCAAUCUCAGACCGAUACAGUCCAGAACUCAGACAGCUUAUACUCAACAUGCUCAACCUGGAUCCAUCCAAACGACCUCAACUCAAUGAAAUUAUGGCUUUGCCCAUAUGCAUCAGGCCUCUUCUUAAUCUCUAUACAGAUAUAGGCAAUGUAAAAAUGCGCAGGAUUGAAAAACCACUCUCUACUUUGCAAUCCGGUCCUCAAGGCAGACCAGGAGGGAGAGUUCCUACCAACAGGUCCAGAGCAGAUGGAUUGGUUGGUUUAGGAUCUGGAAUGUUACAUUCCCUCCCGCUGUCCUCGGUGUAUACGUGGGGAAGUGGCAUCACCACGCCGCUCCGUCUGCCAAUGCUUAACACUGAAGUGCUUCAGGUUUCUCUUGGUCGCACUCAAAAAAUGGGAGUCACAAAGUCCGGCCGUCUGAUUACAUGGGAGGCUCCUUCUGUAGUGUCAGGUGAAACCAGUCUUCCUGGUGUGGUGGAGCAAAUGCAACCACCCUUCAUUUCUCGCUUCCUUGAGGGUCAGUCCGGUGUCACCAUCAAGUCUGUGGCCUGUGGCGAUCUCUUUACCACCUGCAUGACAGAUAGAGGCAUUAUCAUGACAUUUGGAAGUGGGAGCAAUGGCUGUCUAGGACAUGGUAAUUUCAAUGAUGUAACACAGCCUAAAAUCGUGGAGGCUCUCCUUGGUUAUGAGCUGGUUCAGGUGUCUUGUGGAGCUUCCCAUGUUCUUGCUGUGACUAAUGAAAGAGAAGUGUUUGCCUGGGGAAGAGGUGACAAUGGCCGCCUCGGGCUCGGCACCCAAGACACCCACAACUGUCCACAGCAGGUGUGUUUACCUGUGGAAUUUGAGGCCCAGAGAGUGGUGUGUGGGGUUGACUGCUCCAUGAUUAUCAGCACCCAGUGCAGCAUUAUGGCAUGUGGAAGCAACAGGUUCAAUAAGCUUGGCCUGGAUAAAAUUACUGCCAGAGAGGAACCAAAUCCUGCAAAUCAAGUAGAAGAAGUUCAUUCUUACACUCCUGUUCAAUCAGCGCCACUCAGCACUGAAAAGAUUGUUUACAUUGACAUUGGAACAGCCCAUUCUGUUGCUGUCACAGAAGGCGGUCAGUGUUUUACUUUUGGUAGCAACCAGCAUGGCCAGAUGGGCUGCAGUUCCCGGCGGGGCAGUCGUGUGCCAUACCUGGUGCCCAUCUUGCAGGGUAUCACUAUGGCUGCUUGCGGUGACGCCUUCACCCUGGCUAUUGGAUCUGAAGGGGAGGUGUACACAUGGGGAAAGGGGGCCCGUGGCCGACUUGGAAGAAAAGAGGAGGAUUGUGGGAUACCGAAGCUCUGUUUGAGGAGCCUGUUCCGAGAUGAUUUUUAUGCUGAAAGCUUAUCCCCUGGAUGCCUGAUGAGCAGAACAUCAUCCUCUAAGAGACGAAUCUCCACUGCAGCUGACCACUUUCCCAGCCUCACAGUUUCUCUUGCUCAUCCUCUCUUAUCUACUCCUAUAAAAUCUAUUUUUCUUUAAUGGACGAAUGUUAGUUUCAGUAGGUGGCCUGUUAACAUACAAGGUCACAACUUAUCUGAGGCAGCAAGUGUGUUUUACAACAGGCCUGCAAAAGGAAUGUUACAGCACUGAUACUAAAGCUGGAUUACAGUGGAUCAUUAGGCAGCUCUCAUGGUGAGCCAUUGUCCUCCCUCAUGUGCAACAUUCGCUCUGUAAACCAUGAAAAGCCUGAGAAAGUCAAACUGGUUUGAGCUUUCUUAAGACUGUGGUGAAUGAGACGAAAAGAAUGAAGCCACUCGAGCGUUCAUCAGUCAAAUGAUGCAAACACAUUCAUCUUGAUCACACCAUCAGUGGUCACUUUGUGCUUCAUUAGAUUAGUUCUGCAACACAGCAGCAUUCAGGCCAGAUAACGAGAAGCUGUACAGGGUUAAAAAUCACCCCCUUGUUCACUCAUUCACUGUUCUCCUUAGUGAGCAGUGUGAAACCUGCUCUUCGCUCUUUAGCAAGCAGUCAGUGACAUACUAUCAACUGCACUGCUUCUGUUGUUUCCUUUUGUAAAAACAUUUGAGGAACUGUACAGAUAAUUUUCACACUUUGAACUCAGAAUAUGGUGAACAGUAGAUAAAGUGCAUCUACAGAAAAACAGUACAAAAUUUCAGAUACAGGCUUGAAUUUUGUGAAGAUUCUUGACAUAACUGUCACAUUUUUAUUAUACUGUAAAUGAAAUCUUUGUAUAUGUCA